Molecule: messenger RNA, 1602 nt
Organism: Theobroma cacao (cacao)
Lineage: Eukaryota; Viridiplantae; Streptophyta; Magnoliopsida; Malvales; Malvaceae
Product: Protein prenylyltransferase superfamily protein
Molecular function (GO): protein binding
Source: RefSeq, a predicted model, not a curated record
UAAUAGUACUUGAGAAGAAACGGCAUGGAUUGGAAUGCAGUCUAAUCUGCCAAGUCUGGAGUCCCUCGGAAACUCCCACAAAAUCCCGCUUACCUCUGGCUUUGGCUUGCAGCUGCAGGCUGCGGGCGUACGUACCUCCCCUGCUUUAUCAUAUUUUAUAGUCCCACCCACUUCCUCAAAUUCUUCACCUAAUUUAAUUUUAUUAGGUUUACAUAAAUUCAACCUCCCCAAAUAGAAAUCCAGGACUCUGACUCCCUUUUCCGCUUUCUCCUACCUUGUGUUCUUCAGAAUCCAAAGAAGAAAAACCCUGAAAGCGCUAGCCAUGAAUCCCACUCUAGCCACAUUAUCGGCGCCGUCCCCUUCUUUCCUCCGUCUCAAAUCACUUUCUUCUUCCACUUCUUCAGCUUCAUUUCUCGCAUUUCCUGCUCCCAAACCCUUCAGGCUUAGGGCUUCUUCAGCGAAGUCUGAUUCCUUUCCCAGUUCCAAUCCUAACAAACAUACUCAACCCCUCACUCAAAAGCUCCAGUGCUUUGCCAAAACAGCUAUUUUACUUGGUGCCACCGCUUUGAUGAUUGGGAAAUUCUCCCACUUCCCGGCCAAAGCUGAGUCUCCACCCACAAUGACUGAACAAGAAACUUCCGGUCUCGAGGAUGGAGAGCAACAAGAAGAAGACGCCCAAAACCCGGAACAAACUUCCCCACUUUCAGAGUUUCUGGGAUCUAAUAACGAGGCCAUUGAAGCAUUGAAGUACCUUUUGGAACAGAAGCUCGAAAACGGCGAAGACGAAGAAGCUCUCACAAUCUUGAACCGUUUGGUUUCUGCUCAACCACAGGUAACUGAUUGGAAAUUUUUGUUGGCGAGGCUGUUAAGCGAAAUGGGUCAAACGGAGAAUGCACGGAAAGUGUUCGAGGAAAUUCUUAGGACGAAUCCUCUCUCUUUCGAGGCUUUGUUUGAGAAUGCUUUGUUAAUGGACCGUUGUGGGGAAGGAGAAGCUGUGAUCAAGAGGUUAGAAGAGGCUUUAACGAUUGCCCAAGACGAGAAGAAAGUCAAGGAAGCAAGGGAUGUUCGACUGAUAAUGGCACAGAUACAGUUCUUGCAAAAGAACGUGGAGGAAGCUUUGAGGAGUUACCAACAAUUGGCCAAAGAAGAUCCAAGUGAUUUUAGGCCGUAUUUUUGUCAAGGAAUGAUAUAUAGCUUGCUUGAUAGGAAUGCUGAGGCUAAAGAACAGUUCGCAAAGUAUAGAGAGCUUUCACCAAAAAAGUUUGAGGUGGAAGGGUAUUUGAGGACAUCUUUAUCAAGAAUGAAAUUGUUUGGGACCAAUGAGAACUGAGUUUUGGGGGGUUUUAGGAAUUUUCUGGCAUUAAGGUGGUAUACAAUUCUAAGGUAAUAAUCCUUUGCCUUCGAUAGAUUUUGUUGAUUAGUGUUUCAUUCCUUUAAACUUUGAAGUUGAAACUUUGUUUUAAGUUUCAGAGGAUACUCAGAGAAAUAAGAUGAGAGUUUUUGUUAAAAGGAAAUAGUUGUUUGAUGACAAUUGACAGUUUUUGGCUUCAAUAUUUAUAAAUGAUAAAUGAUGUAUGCAAGGGACGUUGGUUUCUUUUAUCA